AUGGCGACAGCAGGCAAGGUGAUCAAAUGCAAGGCAGCAGUGACAUGGGAAGCAAACCAACCAUUUUGUAUUGAAGAAGUAGAAGUGGAUCCACCUAAAGCUUAUGAGAUACGCAUCAAAUUAGGACUACACAGGACAUUUCAGUACCUGGUAACCCUGAAGCCUGGAACAACUACUGCCUUGGAUCUCUGCAACCCGGGAUUAAUUGUGACUGCAGGAAUAUGUCGUUCAGACGAACAUGGACUCACCGGAGAUCUCAAAGAUGUAGAAUUUCCAGUUAUCCUUGGUCAUGAAGGUGUGGGCAUUGUAGAAAGCAUUGGAGAGGGAGUCACAGAGUUCAAACCAGGUGAUAAGGUCAUUCCACUGUUUGCUUCCCAGUGUGAUCAGUGUCCCACAUGUAAAGACCCAAGAAGCAAUCUAUGUCUUGCAACAAACAUAGGCAAAGCUCUAGGCCACAUGGCUGAUGGAACCACAAGAUUUACUUGCAAAGGGAAGAAAAUUCAUCAUUUUGUAAACACCAGCACAUUCACUGAAUACACUGUCGUAAGUGUGAUGAACUGUGCUAAAAUCGAAGAUGAAACACCUAUGGGUAGUGUCUGCCUCAUAGGAUGUUGCUUCUCUACUGGAUAUGGAUCUGUUGUAAAGACUGCUGAGGUAAAACCAGGAUCCACAUGUGCUGUGUUUGGGUUAGGAGGGGUUGGACUUGCAGUUAUCAUGGCCUGUAAAAUAGUAGGCGCAUCCCGUAUCAUUGGAAUAGAUGUCAACAAAGAUAAAUUUGAGAAAGCUAAAGAGAUUGGAGCAACUGAGUGUAUUAACCCCACAGAUUCUGACAAACCUAUCGCCCAGCUGCUGCUUGAACAAACUGGUGGUGGAGUAGAAUAUGUAUUUGAAUGCAUUGGCAAUAUUGAAACUAUGAUUUCUGCCAUAUAUUCAAGUCAUGUUGCAUAUGGAACCACAGUACUAGUAGGAAUUUCAGGAAAAACAAAAACUAUCACCUUUGACCCAAUGGUACUGAUGACUGGACGUACGCUGAAAAGCUCACUCUUUGGAGGUCUGAAGAGUAAAGACUCUGUACCAAAGCUGGUUUCAGAUUACAAUGCAAAAAAGUUUGACUUGGACACAUUGGUGUCACAUACGCUGCCUUUAGAUAAUGUUAAUGAAGGAUUUGAGCUUUUGCGCUCUGGAAAAUGCAUUCGGACCCUUUUGACAAUAUAGAUUAGAAGUUGAAGCUCCUAUGUGUACUGAUUUUCUUGUGGCUUUUGUACUGGAGAAACUUGGACUGGAUUAUUUUUCUACAAUUCAGACUGCUGGUGCACAAUGAAUUAUUGUAUAAAUGGGGCUAUUUUUUUUUUAUUUUUUUUUUACUUUUGUGUUUUAAUUGAACCCAAAAAGUAAUCAUGGAUGACUUCUAUGGAUUAAGUAUACAUCAUGGGGGUCAUUCCGAGUUGAUCGCUCGCUACGGAUUUUUGCAGCACAGCGAUUAUGGCAGAACGGGGCUAGUCUGCACUGCAAUGCGCAGGCGUGUCUUACAAGUACAAAGAGGUUUGUGGUUUUGCACAGGUUCUAGCGACGCUUCCAGUCGCACUGGCGGAUGCAAGAAGAUUGACAGGAAGUGGGAGUUUCUGGGUGUCAACUGACUGUUUUCUGGGAGUGUUUGGAAAAACGCAGGCGUAGCCGGGCAUUUGCUUGGUGGGUAUCUGAUGUCAAUACCGGGACCUUCGUCGCAGCAAUCAUCGCACAGAAUAAGUAACUACAGGGCUGGUCUUGUUCUACACAAAAUGUGUUUGCUGCCGCGCGGCUGCACAGGCGUUCGCACUCCUGCAAAGCGAAAAUACACUUCCCCGUGGGUGGCAACUAUGCUUUUGCACGGCUGCUAAAAGUAGCUAGCGAGCGAUCAACUCGGAAUGAGGGCCUAUGUCUCAUGGGCAUCUUGGGUUUUCCCUGUUUACCUACCAUAUGACAGCUGAAACUGCAUUGGUGCAGAUCUUCACCUGAAGACCACUGCUCCUGAAAGUCUGCAAAUAUUAUUUGUCAAGUAAUAAAAAAAACCCAU
Messenger RNA from Pseudophryne corroboree (corroboree frog), 2053 nucleotides. RefSeq names its product alcohol dehydrogenase 1-like. Gene Ontology annotation, molecular function: all-trans-retinol dehydrogenase (NAD+) activity; zinc ion binding. The transcript is spliced from 10 exons. Gene Ontology annotation, cellular component: cytosol. Gene Ontology annotation, biological process: retinoic acid metabolic process; retinol metabolic process. Lineage: Eukaryota; Metazoa; Chordata; Amphibia; Anura; Myobatrachidae. The coding region runs from base 1 to 1215 and encodes 404 amino acids. The record is from RefSeq and is a predicted model, not a curated record.